Molecule: messenger RNA, 1561 nt
Organism: Pieris brassicae (large cabbage white)
Lineage: Eukaryota; Metazoa; Arthropoda; Insecta; Lepidoptera; Pieridae
Product: possible lysine-specific histone demethylase 1-like
Exons: 8
Coding region: 107-1528 (473 amino acids)
Molecular function (GO): polyamine oxidase activity
Source: RefSeq, a predicted model, not a curated record
GCUUGUUUAAACGGGCUAAUCUCAGGAAACAUUUAUCGACUACGACCAUGUUACAUGGUUACUCGCAGUUAUCUGUUGUAAAACAUCUCCCUCUUAAUCAGUUACAAUGCUUCCUUUGCGGCUACUACUUGUUUUAUCGGUGGCCAGUUAUGGCUUAUGCAUUCCCCAGCCAUACGACUCAAUAGUGGUAGGAAUGGGCUCCGCUGGGGUCACGGCAGCCACAAUAUUGGCCAAAGCUGGCAAGCGAGUGCUGGGCUUAGAAGCAUUGGAUCGAAUUGGUGGAAGAGUGAAGACAGUUCAAUUUGCGGGAGGUAUUAUUGAAGAAGGAGCUGAAUGGAUUCACGGAACACAAAACAGCCGCGUAUAUGAUUUAGCUGUCCAGAAUAAUAUUACAGUAAUACCUCAGGACUCCGAUUUUCUUAUUUUCCGCUCAGAUGGGAACCAGACAUUGAUGCCAGUUUAUUACGAACUUUUUAAUCUCUGCUUAGAGAAGUCUGAAUAUACCACUAAUGUAUCAUAUGAGAGUACUGGUGAUUAUUUGACGGCUGAAAUAAUAUCCUAUAUUAAAAAGAACCACCCACACUUGGAACAUGAUAAGCAAUUCAUAGAUGAAUUUUUGGAUGUAAUGAAUCUCUUCAUAAAUGCAUAUGAAGCGUCAUAUGACUGGCAUGAUGUCACAACAAGGUCAACAGCUGAAGAACUUGGUGGGCAUUUGCAUACAAGCUGGCAUAAGUUUGGAUAUAAAACCUUUUUUGAGUUGAUGCUGAACACAUACAACAAUGGACCAGGCCUGCAAAAUUUGGACAUAAAAUUAAAUACCGAAGUGACUAAAAUCAUAUGGCCAAAAGACACAUCCGGUGAAAUUAAAGUGGUUUGUGCAGAUGGACAAACAUACACAGCAAACAAUGCUAUAGUAACCGUUUCAUUGGGAGUGCUGAAAGAAAGAUACAACACCCUAUUUUCACCAGAAUUGCCAGACUACAAAAUUACAUCGAUACAAAAAAUGUCGAUUGGUUUAUUGGAUAAGGUUAUUUUGAAUUUUCCGCACAAGUGGUGGGAUCAAAACAAGAUUUACGUCAUGAUCGAGGCUGAUAAAUCCAAUGAUCUUUGGUUUACGAGGCAUGGGGAUGUGUCCACGCCCCUCGCUCUAGACACAGCCUUGACCAUAUGGUUGGCGGGUGAACCCGCUAAGACGGCAGAGACAUUGACAGAUGAAAUAGUUCAACAAAAAUCCAUGGAGUUACUAAGACGAUUCAUGGGCAGGAACUACACUAUACCAGAGCCUAAUGGAAUCCUGAGAUCGAAAUGGCUCUCCAACCCCUUCGUCCGUGGCAGUUACACCUACGAUAACCUAGAGACCCCUAAAUACCCUAAAGCUAGGGAGAAUUUAGGAGCUCCACUAUUAGACGCCAGUGGGACCCCUAGAGUGUUAUUUGCAGGUGAAGCGACCAAUCCCUUACAUUAUGGAACUGUCCAUGGCGCAAGUGAGACUGGCUAUAGAGAGGCAAUGAGAUUAUUAAAUGCCUAAAGAUUUUUCUCAAGACAAAUUACGUCCAAAAUA